UGCUCGGUUAGGACCUCGGAGAGCGCCGGGCGUCGCGACAACAGGGACUGGAGAAGCUGGGGGCGCCGGGUCGGACUAACGCCUGCGCGCCCGCCUCCCUCCGCACCCAGAGCUUCCCGGGCUGACAGGCGGCUAGCGGCGGCUGUGGAAGGUGCCUGGAGUCAGAGAGCCAUCCCUCUGGGACUCGGACGCCGCCGUCCAGCCGCCGCUCCCUCACACCUGUGUGUGCGUCUGUGAGCUUUUUAAAAUGAAGAAGUUUAAUUUCCGAAAAGUUUUGGAUGGCUUAACUGCGUCCUCCCCUGGCAGUGGUAGCGGCAGUGGCAGUAACAGUGGUGGUGGGGCUGGAAGUGGUUCCGUGCACUCAGGAGGGACUGCAGGGGUUCUCAGAGAAGAGAUACAGGAAACUCUGACUUCAGAAUAUUUCCAGAUCUGCAAGACAGUACGGCAUGGUUUUCCUUAUCAACCCACAGCAUUAGCCUUUGAUCCAGUUCAGAAAAUCUUGGCGAUUGGGACAAGAACAGGUGCUAUAAGAAUACUCGGGAGACCUGGAGUUGAUUGUUAUUGCCAGCAUGAAAGUGGUGCAGCUGUUCUGCAGCUCCAGUUCUUAAUCAAUGAGGGCGCUUUGGUCAGUGCAGGUUCAGAUGAUACACUUCAUUUGUGGAACCUUAGGCAAAAAAGGCCAGCUAUUCUUCAUUCUCUUAAAUUUAAUCGAGAACGAAUUACUUACUGUCAUCUACCUUUCCAGAGUAAAUGGCUCUAUGUUGGAACAGAAAGAGGAAAUACACAUAUUGUAAAUAUUGAAUCUUUCAUUCUUUCUGGAUAUGUUAUCAUGUGGAACAAGGCAAUUGAACUAUCCACAAAGACUCAUCCAGGUCCAGUUGUACAUUUAAGUGAUAGCCCAAGAGAUGAAGGGAAACUGCUAAUAGGUUAUGAAAAUGGUACUGUGGUGUUCUGGGACUUGAAAUCUAAAAGAGCUGAACUGAGACUUUAUUAUGAUGAGGCUAUUCAUUCAAUUGAUUGGCAUCAUGAGGGCAAACAGUUCAUGUGCAGCCAUUCAGAUGGAAGCUUGACUUUAUGGAACCUGAAAAACCCAAGUCGUCCUUUCCAGACCACAGUUCCACAUGGAAAAAGUCAAAGAGAAGGAAGAAAAUCUGAAUCUUGCAAACCAAUUCUUAAAGUAGAAUACAAGACCUGUAGAAACAGUGAACCAUUUGUAAUAUUCUCUGGUGGGCUGUCCUAUGACAAAGCUUGCAGAAGACCAAGUUUAACCAUCAUGCAUGGAAAAGCAAUUACAGUACUUGAGAUGGAUCAUCCUAUUGUUGAAUUUCUAACUUUAUGUGAAACACCCUAUCCAAAUGAAUUUCAAGAACCCUAUGCAGUUGUAGUACUUCUGGAGAAAGAUCUCAUUGUAGUUGAUCUGACACAGAGCAAUUUUCCAAUCUUUGAAAAUCCAUAUCCCAUGGACAUUCAUGAGUCACCAGUUACUUGCACAGCCUACUUUGCUGAUUGCCCUCCAGAUUUGAUUCUAGUACUCUAUGCUAUAGGAGUUAAGCAUAAAAAACAAGGAUACAGUAAUAAGGAGUGGCCAAUCACCGGAGGAGCUUGGAACCUUGGAACACAAACAUAUCCAGAAAUUAUUAUUACCGGUCAUGCAGAUGGAUCAAUAAAAUUUUGGGAUGCUUCUGCAAUAACUCUACAGAUGCUGUACAAGCUAAAAACUUCAAAAGUGUUUGAAAAACAGAAGAUAGGAGAAGGAAAACAAACCUGUGAAAUUGUAGAAGAAGAUCCAUAUGCCAUUCAGAUGAUUUACUGGUGUCCGGAGAGCAGAAUAUUCUGUGUGUCAGGAGUCUCUGCAUAUGUCAUAAUUUAUAAAUUCAGCAAACAUGAAGUAACAACAGAAAUAGUGUCAUUAGAGGUUCGACUUCAGUAUGAUGUUGAAGACAUUAUUACCCCAGAACCAGAAACAAGUCCUCCAUUUCCAGACCUCUCAUCUCAGCUUCCUUCUUCGAGGAGUCUUUCUGGGAGCACUAACACCGUGUCUAGUGAGGGAGUGACAAAGGACAGUAUCCCAUGCCUCAAUGUUAAGUCACGGCCACUGCGGAUGCCUCCAGGGUAUCAAGCAGAACUCGUUAUUCAGUUGGUGUGGGUGGACGGUGAACCCCCUCAACAGAUUACUAGUCUUGCUGUAAACUCAGCAUAUGGGAUAGUUGCAUUUGGGAACUGCAAUGGGUUGGCUGUGGUGGAUUUUAUACAGAAGACAGUACUGUUAAGCAUGGGGACCAUUGACCUAUAUAGAUCAAGUGACCUAUACCAACGACAACCACGGUCUCCUCGAAAAAACAAGCAGUUCAUUGCAGGUCUAACUGAGUUGAAUGACAGUCCAGUUCCCCUGGAACUUGAGCGCUGCAAGUCUCCCACUUCAGGACUUCCUACCAGAACUCCUGAGGCAGCACCAGGCUUUUAUAGGAAUGAAAUACCAGCUGUGAGACAGAGGAAUCAAGUACAUCACUUGCCAGUUAAAGGAUCAAGAAAGUUAAGUCUGCCAACAGAUCUUAAGGCUGAUCUUGAUCAUGUAAAUGGACACUGCACAAGUCCAACUUCUCAUAGUUGCAGCUCUGGAAAGCGUCUUUCUAGUGCUGAUGUUUCAAAAGUAAAUCGCUGGGGGCCUGGGAGACCACCAUUUCGAAAAGCACAGUCUGCUGCUUGCAUGGAGAUUUCUUUACCAAUUACAACAGAAGAAAGCCGAGAAAAUUCCUAUAAUCGUUCUAGAAGCUCUAGUAUCUCCAGUAUUGACAAAGAUUCUAAAGAAGCGAUUACAGCACUAUACUUCAUGGAGUCCUUUGCUCGGAAAAAUGACUCUACCAUCUCCCCUUGUUUGUUUGUCGGAACUAGCCUGGGAAUGGUGUUGAUCAUCUCCCUGAACCUACCUUCAGCAGAUGAACAAAGAUUCACAGAGCCAGUCAUGGUAUUGCCAAGUGGUACAUUCCUGUCAUUGAAAGGAGCCGUGCUAACAUUCUCCUGUAUGGAUCGAACUGGUGGACUGAUGCAACCGUCAUACGAAGUUUGGAGGGACCCAAACAACAUAGAUGAAAAUGAGAAAUCUUGCAGAAGGAAAUUGGUCAUGAACUGUCCCUCUCUGUCACAAGAAAUAGGAGAUCAUCAGUAUACAAUAAUCUGCUCAGAAAAACAAGCCAAAGUUUACUCACUGCCUUCUCAGACUUGCCUUUAUGUUCAUAACAUCACUGAGACAUCUUUUCUACUGCAAGCAGAUGUGGUGGUCAUGUGUAACAGUGCCUGCUUGGCAUGCUUUUGUGCCAAUGGGCAUAUCAUGAUAAUGAGCCUACCCAGUCUCCGCCCAAUGUUGGAUGUUAAUUAUCUGCCACUGACAGACAUGCGGAUAGCACGGACAUUCUGUUUCACCAACGAAGGACAGGCAUUGUACCUCGUCUCUCCAACUGAAAUUCAGCGGUUAACAUAUAGCCAAGAGAUGUGUGAUAAUCUACAGGACAUGCUGGGAGAUUUGUUUACUCCCAUAGAAACACCAGAAGCUCAAAACAGAGGUUUUCUAAAGGGACUGUUCGGUGGAAGUGGACAGACAUUUGAUAGAGAAGAGCUCUUUGGGGAAGCUUCAGCAGGAAAAGCAUCCCGCAGCCUAGCGCAACACAUUCCUGGGCCCGGUGGCAUCGAAGGGGUGAAAGGCGCCGCCGGCGGGGUGAUGGGAGAGCUGACUCGCGCACGGAUCGCACUGGACGAGCGAGGGCAGAGGCUAGGAGAGCUGGAGGAGAAAACCGCGGGCAUGAUGACCAGUGCGGAAGCAUUUUCCAAACAUGCACAUGAGUUAAUGCUGAAAUAUAAGGAUAAGAAAUGGUACCAGUUCUAAACUUCUAAAGAAGCUGGGGCUGCUCUGAGAAACCAUGAUUCAGGGAAACCAAACCUCUUCCCAGCAUCACUAUCCAACUGCUAGAAGCCAGUUUCUUCUACAAAAUGUUCCAUUACAGUCCAUCUGAAGUUAUCAUGAGAGACUUAUCAGAGACACUGUACAACUGAAAGUCUGGAACCCUGGUUAGAAUCCCGAGGUAUGGCUGAGUCUGCCUUUUCCCACGUGGAAUGGAGGUAUCAUCUUGGCAUGUCAUUUGCUAAGGAUUUAUAUUUAGGAACUACGGGGAGUUCUUCUGAUUUGAAAAAACCCUGUACAAACAAAAUCAUUAAUGCACUUAAUGAAAAAAAAACCUUUGCAUGAUAAAUUAACAUCCUAAGAGGAAAAGAAAAAAAGCAUGUUGUGAUAGAAGAAAAAAAGAUUAAUGGUAAACUAUUUUUAUAAAAUGGGCCACACCUGACAGUUUUAAAAAUCUGCAUUAGAAAUUAUCAGUGCAUUUCAAGUACAUUUGUCAUACCCAUCUGAAAAGGAAAAGAAAACCAAACCAAAUGUUCUUCUCAUCUGUAACUUUAAUUAUACUAAAACAUUAUGAAAUUCUGAUGGCAAAAGUCUGACUGACAUUCCUCCCACUCCGUAGUAUCUGACAUCAUUCACAUUCUCAGUCAUAACCAAGUAUUGGUGGUACAGUAAGUCAUUUCUAACACAAUUAUUUCCAUUUCUAUCACUUUCAGGACAAGUUGCUAUUUUUAGUCACAAACCGUGCAGGGCUGGGACACCUCAAAGCAUUUUUUCAGCCUAGUUUUGCUCUCUGCAAGGGAGUUGACUGACAGGUUUGGGGAAAGUAGAUUACAAGAAACAAGAACAACGCAGUUAGCUUUGAGAACUGAUUUCACACGCUCUGGUUUGUUUCUAAAGUGAUACAUUUUUAAUGCUCCAUUUGUAUCCUUGUCUGCCAGUUACACAGUAUAUUACUGUUCAAACCCAGUGGGGUCUUCAAUCCAAAGGUGCUCUUGCAUCCUGACACAGACCAAACUGGUCAUUCUCUUUAGCAUGAUUCAGUAAAACCUCAGUUAAUGUUUUGGGAAAGAGAUUCUGAUUUACUACAUUUCUGACUAACAAGGGCUUUCAUUAGAAAAUAAUUUCGGUUCAGUACUUACUGAAAACCUUUAUAAAAUAUGGUCAUGUUUUUGCUAAUGUUGGCCUCAGUCACCAUAAUGCGCAACAGAAAUACACAGAGAGUUGAAUGAUACAAAAUAACUUUGUCAUAAACCAGAGGAUUCUAUCAAUAAAUAUCAAAUACCUUUUCCUUAUUAAAAACUGUUUUCAAAAUGAAAUAAAUAAUAUCCUUAACAGGGUUAAAGGCAUCUCUCACAACUCAGCAGACAACUAGAGGCAAAAAACAAACACACCUACUAUCUCUAUUUAACAAAAGUCUAGGAGUCAAAAGUCAUAGAAAUCAAUGUAUGCCAAUGCCAGGACCCAUCCUAUAGUAUGUUGCUCCUUCAAAAAGAAUUUUUUUAAAGAAUUAAUGACUUUGGUUUAUUGAACUUCAAUUAACCAACAGCUUACUAGAUAUAUAGAUCUGUGUUUCAAGAAACCACCAUUUUCCUGAAGGCCAUUUUAUUUUAAUAGCCAAAAUAGUAUUGAAUAUUUCUUGGGUUUUUUAGAUUUUUUUUUUAUUUUUAGUGAAUUUGUUUGAAGUGGUACUUCCUUUAAAUAUUCUUAGUAAUUUUGAGAAGAGCAACGAUGUUUGAAAGAAGCAGCAAACGUGAACCUGGAUGGCAUUUCUCAGUGUCCUUGACUUCUUCUGAUUUCUCAUAAAACCCUCUCCAUGAAUCUCUCCAGACUCCUUUGAACAGCCUUAGGGUAACAAAACCUGACUUGGAAAUACAACAUGAUUCAUAAAAUUAUAUAGUAAAAAUAUCAAAGAAACCGGAGACUAGGAUUUGGGGAACACUAAUAGAUGGCAGUGCACUAUCAGUUUCAAGGACCCAGUUUUCUGAUUUUUCUGAACAGAUAAUUUACCAUUUCUAUAUUUUUAAAAACAUAAAAAAACCUAAAAUGUUAGUUUAUUUUAGGAACAAUGAAACUCAGUUCGAAGUGGCAUUAAGUUCAGUGGCUGUUGUGAAGGCCCAAUAGGACAUGAGGCGACUUGUUCUCUAGGAGGACCCUCCGCGGCGGCGCUGCUCACAGCAUCCUCACUGCGGCCGCUGUCCUUGCACCGCAGCAUGUUCAGCAGCAUCCCUGGCCUCUGGGUACCAGAUGCCAAUAGCCGCCCCUGAGUGAUGACAGUCACGAAUGUCUCCACCCAUUGACCAAACUGCUCCCAAAUGCGAGCCACUGCUCCACAUUGCUUAAAGACAGGCUAAGUGUGAAUAUAUAAUAUAAUGUAUGUCUUGUAUAAAAUUGAAUGUCAUAAGUGCACAGUGUCUUAACAAGAUAAAUUAUUAUACCCCAAAUUACAAGUGUGGUUUAGUAUGCAAUAAAAUACUAUUUUGGAGAAAGCUUAUAUGAAUCAGUAAAAAAAAUAAUAGUUAAAGAAUAUUUUAAAGCAUACAGAGAAAAUACCAAAAAGGAGAAGAUAGUGUUUCACAGAAGUACUUAAAACUCUGGCUUUAAUGAAUAGAUCAAAAGUUAGCACAAUUGGAAGUAAACAGGUGCUUCUGAAAUGCUUGAAAAGAAGAGAUUCUUUUUAAAUGUGUCUUUCAAUAUUGUUUUUAUAAACCCUUUCAUAAUGUAAGGGUAACUUGAUCCCACAAGUUCCUGAUUAGUGGAAUACAAAUUAAUGAGGUUUUACUGUAUCAAAAUUAUUUUUAUAAUUCAAAGAGACAGCAAUAAUAAGUAUCUAAUGUGGAUGUGAUUUUUCUCUUUGGACUUUUCUAUUCAUUGCACUCACCCGAGCACAUGCGUGCACACGCACACCUCCCAUCAGCAUCGCCAUCAGCACUACUGUCUUUGGCAAAUGAGUACUAUUGAUCCAUGUAAUUCUUUAAAUAUCUCUUAUCUACUCUUUAAAUGUCUUGCCUCUAUCUUAGAACAUAAGAAAAAUAUUCUUAGUAAUUUGGACAAUGAUAGAGAAAAUGACUUGGAGCCUAGUUGCCAUCAAAAUUACAUUCUGUCUGCCAAGGUGGCGUCAGAAAAUGAGGCUUGUAAACCCGGUGUCUGUGAGUUGACUUUGUCUCCCUCUGACUCCUUCAAGCGGUGAGCCCUUCUUAUCCCAGGAGAAAAUGGGCCUUUGCAUUCUGUUCAUCAGUGGGAAGCUAGACAUGUUUGUUUUUCUCGUUCUAAUAAUAAGCAAUAAUUCCUAUCCUGAAAUCAUCCGUUGACCCUGGAGUUUGGAAGAAAGAUGACUGAUUUGUCAUUUAUUUUAAUUCCUUAUGAAAGCAGCACUACUGACUGUGCUUCCUACGUAGACGUUGCUGAGACACAGACUUAGCAUCCUGGCCACCAUCAGGGUUGUUGUCAGACAAGCUUUGGAAGGACGGCAACAUAACUGAGUGAGUUCCUGUAACUCAGUCAAAAAGACGUUUUUCAGAUCUCAUCUAUAGCCUGUGAAUGAUUCUCAAGCUAAUAAAUCAGAAUCAAGGUCUCUAUUUCUCAAAGAUCUUCAGGGGUUGUAAAGGAACGUGUAUACUGCUGGGUACGCAUGACCCAUGUGUCUGGUUUUAAAGGUACAAUUUGUCAGCUACCUGCAUUAAGGGAGGACCGUUGCUUUGAACAAGGAGAAAAAACAUACAAGCCCUAGGUUGGUUGAAGAAAAUUAGGAUUAGCUCUUGGAGAUAUUGAUAUUGGUAAGAUGUUUGGCAGAGGGAAAAGGAAGAGGGUCUAGAAAUGUAAACUAAAAAUCCUCUUCUUGGUUUAGGAUCACUGGGACAACCCAGGAGCAAACCUGUGUGAUUAUUCUUGCCCUUGUGGGCAGACAUCUUAACUAGGCCACUUUCAUUCAGAGGUGGCAGUGCCACAGGGAGUCAGAGACUCCCAUCAGGCUCUGCUCUGUGCAUGGGGGCUUGUGGGGGAGAAACACAGCAGCCUUCACAGCGUCCUCCCCUCGGCCCUUUGUAGCCUCAGCCUGGUUUGUGACGAGGUACUGUGUCAUACACACACUGCCCCGAGUGCCAGAAGUACUUGCCAGUACACAGUAUGUUGGGAUACCACCACUCCAGGGAGCACGGUUGUCAUGUAGCAGGAUUAGCGUAUGUAUUGACAAACAGCAUAACCCUGAAAGGAUGAAAUGCACACCAGGUAAGGUCUGACUUGGGAAAGGGAGAGGAAGUACUGAUCUGAGGCAAGGAUGUCGGGCUAGGGAGGAACGUGGAAGCCGGAGUGAAGCGGAAAAGGCUUUGAUGAGGAACCACAGCACUGAAGGGUGUGUUUAUUUAUAUACUUAGGCAGGGAAGUGAUUCUCAACCUUGGCUGUUCAUAAGAAUCACCUAAGGAGCUUUUAAAAUUCCCAAUUACAUGAAAAUCUCUCAGAGUGGGAGCCAAACAUCAGUAUUUUUGAAAGUCCCCAAGGUGGUUCCAGUGUCCAGCUGAACUGUAUAAGCACAGCUUCAUGGCCAGCUAAGGAGACCCGCUGGCUCACCUGGGCUGGUGCCCAGGCCCCACUUCUGAGGGAUCAGGGCAGGCGAGAUGUAGGAGAUGCAGUAAUGGCUCGACUGCUGUUUAUUUUGUGUCACAACCCAAAACAAAUGUUCUGUGCAAAUUCUGACCAGAUGGUGCCCCAUUAACUCUUAAUAACAACUCUUUGUGGUUUUCUCCUUUAUGACUUGGCCAUCAAUUAUUCCAAUUCAAACACCUAGGCUUUGAUUAUUUUAUACAUGUGACAUCACGAAACACCAGAAAUAGCAUAAGAAAUUCAACAGCAUGUAAAGCUAAGUGGAAAACUAAUUCUCAAUAGUUUCAUAAUAGAAAUGCUCAAAACAAUCAUUUACUAAAUUAGGUCCAAGUUUAUUAUUCAUUCUUUGUUCGGGGGAGAAAUGGGUACCAGGUGCCUGUUCUGCUAUAGGUAUAUUUUCUUGAAUUUGAGCUUAGUGAGGUGGGAGAACAACUCUUCCUUGUUGUCUUAGCUCCCAGGGCCACUCCGAUUCGUUUGCUUAGGAACUGGACUGUGUUUAAGGAGAGAAGAAUGACUUUAACUCACUCUCUGGCCUCCAGGGCCCUGAAAGAGUGCUCUCGCCUUCAAAAAGGGAGAGUCUGCCGUCCGAGGCCAUAACAGUGAGAAAAUUCAAGCAAGUCCUCUCCUCUCACGCUGCUCCCCUUUAGUUUUGGCCCACCCUUCUCACUGCAAAGUCAGAUAAUAAAGUAGGUGGUGGUUUUGGACAAGUACACACAGGAUCAAAAUCUCUAAUAACCUAUAAUUUUUAGUACUUAAUUAUGUGAUAUUUUACUCUAGGAAAUAAGAAACCGAUGAUAUCAUUGAUGUAUCUUUCUUUCAUCCUCAGAAUUUUUGCAUCUUUUCAGAAAAUGACAAAUUACUAUUUUUCUGUUGCACUCAGCAAUUGUGACUAUACUUAAAAUUCUUGU
Artibeus jamaicensis (Jamaican fruit-eating bat) is the source of this 9400-nucleotide messenger RNA. RefSeq names its product syntaxin binding protein 5L (gene STXBP5L). The record is from RefSeq and is a predicted model, not a curated record. The coding region runs from base 248 to 3880 and encodes 1210 amino acids. Gene Ontology annotation, molecular function: GTPase activator activity; syntaxin binding; myosin II binding. Gene Ontology annotation, cellular component: SNARE complex; plasma membrane; cytoplasm. Gene Ontology annotation, biological process: regulation of exocytosis; regulation of protein secretion. The transcript is spliced from 29 exons. NCBI's taxonomy places the organism in Eukaryota, Metazoa, Chordata, Mammalia, Chiroptera, Phyllostomidae.